Messenger RNA from Monodelphis domestica (gray short-tailed opossum), 1632 nucleotides. Lineage: Eukaryota; Metazoa; Chordata; Mammalia; Didelphimorphia; Didelphidae. The record is from RefSeq and is a predicted model, not a curated record.
GGAUAAGAAGGACCAACACUAGUGAUAGCCACUUCUUCUGGCUCUGCUGGAGGGAGCAGGAUGGGGCUCAUGUAGGCACAGUAAAAUCAUUCAACUUACCAGCUUUGUGGCACGGCCUCAAUGGCUGUCUCAACACUCUGAAAUGCUGAGGAAACGGGAAAGAGUCUGGCAUUAUUUUCUCUACUCUUAGCCUGGUGCUGGUGGUUAUAUGCUGGGGGAUCUCUGUUCCAGGAAUUCUAAGGCUCCAUCAAAUUAACAAAGACCAAGGAAGAAAUAAGAGCUGAUCCUAAUUGCAGGCAAGAGAUUGUCCAGGAGAAACUCUUACCUCCCUUAGCUCCACACCCUGACUUGCUGAGCUUUGGGAAAUUGAUAUCCACUUAUCCGCCACUAUCGACCCUCCUCUGCUACUUCCUUGGCACUCCGUUUCCCAAGUUCAGUGUUUCUACCACUUUCAACCUUCUCUGGCCCCCUUAAGAGCUUCAACAAAAAUUAGAGUGAUUGAGAGCCUCUAAAAGCAAGAGAGAGACAGACAGACAGGCAGGCAGAUAGACAAGCAGGCAGGCAGGCAGACAGACAGACAGACAGAUAGAGGAGAACAGAGAUAAGACACAGAAAGAAACAGGAGACAGACAGACAGAUAGAGAAGAGGGAGAGAGAGAGAGAGAGUUCUUCUGGAAUACAUUUAGAAGUGCAGUUCAGUCAACAACUGAAAAGUUGAAAGAUUUUAAAAUCAUGUCCCAAAGGUCUCUUACUUGGGGAUAUAACAAGGACAAUGGACCACAUACCUGGUAUAAACAUUUUCCAAUUGCCAGAGGAAAGCAGCAAUCUCCUAUUGAUAUUCAGAUCUGGAAUGCCAAGUUUGACAGUUCCCUGAAGCCUCUGAAUUUUAACUACAGUGCCUCAACAACUAGGAGAAUUGUCAACAAAGGUCACUCUUUCGAGGUAGAGUUCGAUAGUUCUACUGACAAAUCAGUGCUAAGCGGAGGACCUCUAACUGAGAAAUACAAGUUGACUCAAUUACAUUUUCACUGGGGUCGCAGGGAUGAGGAAGGCUCUGAGCACAGCAUUGAUGAUCUGAAAUAUGCAUCUGAGCUUCACAUGGUUCAUUGGAAUACAAAAUACAGUACAGUUUCAGAAUCAAUUCACCAACCUGAUGGAUUGGCUGUAGUUGCUAUUUUCUUGAAGGUGGGAGGUGCUCAUCAGGAACUAGAGAAAAUCACACAUGCCUUGGGUUCCAUUAGGAAAAAAAAUAUGUCUACUGUCUUUACAAACUUCAAUCCAGCUUGUCUCCUUCCUGAUAACAAGGACUAUUGGACUUACUCAGGUUCACUAACCGUUCCUCCACUUUUAGAAUGUGUGACUUGGAUUGUCUUAAAAGAACCCAUCAAUAUCAGCAAAGAACAGCUAAGCAAAUUCCGAAGUCUUUACUCGACUAUGGAGGGAGAACAUCCCAAGAAGCAUAUAGAGACAAACUGUCGCCCACGUCAGUCUCUGCAAGGCAGGGUGAUUAGAAGGUUCUUAUCAUAAGAUUACCACCACUUGGAAUACUGGUUCCCAAAAGGAAAGGACCAUCUGGAAAUAUGCAAAUCGAUCCUUAAUCAUCAAUCUAUGCCUUGAUAGCAUUCUCCUCUA